UCCGCCAUCUUUGUGGGCAGGGAAGGAAGGAGGGAGGGAGGGAGCGAGCGAGCGGGCAGGUGAGGAGCCGUCGCUGCAACAGAAGGGUCUUCUCGGCGGUCAAACCCCGUGAAGGUGAGGUCGCAGAGGAAAAUCGUACUGAUGUCUUCAGGGCCGAAAUCCAGACCUUCCCAUGAAACUCGGAGGAAUCAAGAAAGAGUGUCGCAAUAUGAUGAGGUCCCUAUAGAAAAUCAGCUGUUGCAACCAUCUCUUACCUCAUCUGGCAGCAAAAGUCUGAAAGACUGCAAUUUAGCAGUGAGUGCAGACCCACUGCCACCUCCACCUCUACCUCUGCAUCCACCUGUGGGUUCUGAAUUUUAUUUGGAUGAAGGUGAUGAACCGGUGACUGCUCUGGAGUUGAAACCAGUUAGACGUUUUGUCCCAGAUUCUGUGAAAAACUUGUUCAAAGGUAAAAAUGACAAUCAGCAGUUGAAUAUGGAUCCUUACAAUGACAAUAAUGGAGUGGAGUGCUCACCGCCUGCCUCCCCUACACCUUCUGCUCAAGAAGAAUUCAAAGAAGAAGGGCCGAAAUCGGGUGAGAGUUCUUACAAGGAUCCAUAUGGAGGCUCUGGGGGUAGCUACAACUCUCGGAAAGAAGUUGAAUCUAUGCUUCCUCGAGAUCCCUAUGAUUCAUUAGAUCGUCAUACCCGCACUGUGCAAAGCUACAACGAGCGGGUAGAGGUGUACAAUUUGAAAUACUCCUACAUGAAAUCAUGGGCUGGCUUACUGAGGAUCUUGGGGGCAAUACAAUUGCUGUUUGGAGCAGGUGUAUUUGCUUGUGUUUGUGCCUACAUACAUAAAGACAAUGAAUGGUACAAUAUGUUUGGUUACUCUCGUCCAUACAGUCAUGCUGCCAACAGUUUACAGGGAGGAUACUACUAUGAUGGACCAAAAACUCCUUUUGUUAUUGUUGUUGCUGGCUUGGCGUGGGUCAUCACCAUUAUAUUACUUGUACUGGGCAUGUCCAUGUACUAUCGCACCAUCUUACUUGAUUCCAACUGGUGGCCAUUGACUGAAUUUGCCAUGAAUAUUGUUCUUUUUAUCCUCUAUCUGGCCGCUGCAAUAGUGUAUUUGAAUGACAUGAACCGUGGUGGUCUGUGCUAUUAUCCUCUCUUCAACACCCCACUGAAUUCUACAUUUUGCCGUGUAGAAGGCGGACAAAUAGCUGCAGUCAUCUUUCUAUUUGCUACCAUGUUCCUCUAUCUUAUCAGUGCCAUUGUAUGUCUAAAGCUUUGGAGGCACGAGUCAAAAAGGAAAAGAGAUAACUAUGCAGAAUUUGAGCUGAGAAGUACAGUAGCUGGCACAUCAACAGAAACGCAGGCGUUGCGAUCUAAUGCGAGGUCUGUAGUAACUGACGCAAGCCGCAAAGAAUUGCAGCCAGUUGAAAUGAAACCAGCGGUACGUAGUGGAUACAUUCCUGCGGGUCACAUUCCAAAACCACUUGUUAUGGCUGACUACUUAGCUAAGUAUCCUUCUAUCAGAACACCUGAAGAACGAGAACGUUACAAAGCUGUAUUUAACGAUCAACAUGCAGAAUACAAAGAACUUCAUGGAGAAGUGCAAAUGGUUCUGAAAAAGUUCAAUGAGAUGGAUGCCAUGAUGAGCAGACUUCCUCAGCAUGCAGGGUCCCAACAGGAGUAUGACAGGAUCACAAAAGUUUUCCAUGAGUAUCAGAAGAAGAAAAAUGAUCCCACAUUCCUGGAGAAAAAAGAACGUUGUGAAUAUUUGAAAAACAAACUCUCCCAUAUCAAACAGAGAAUUCAAGAAUAUGAUAAAGUCAUGAACUGGAAUGAUAACUUCUAAGGAACAUGCAGAACAAGUCUUAUAUGAUCUUUUUCUAUUGCUUCAAGAUGAUCAAGUUGCAAAGCAAAAAUCCACAGAUGCUGGAAAUCUGCAAAACUAGCAUUGUACACUGGAAUUCCUCAGCAGCAUCUGUGGAGGGAAAGAGCAUUUGUGAAAAGUUAACUAUCUCCAGAACUCCAGCAUAGGUUUUGGCUGCUGAUAGAAAAGACUACUUGUUUGAAAACCUGAUAUCUUCCCUCUCCACAGAUGCUGCCUGACAUACUGAAUAUAUCUAGCAUAUUUGUUGUUUUUACUGUAUAAUCUGACAUCUGUUUUAUUUUUCAUAAUUACAAAUUCUCAUCCUUAUUGUGCUCCCUACGAGAACAAAAAGUAAUAAGCAUUUUUAAACUUAAUUUAGUUUUUAGCUCCCGUGUAUUCUAUUUGUAUAUGUAUGUAUACUUUUUUAUAUUUGUAACAGGUUUUAGUGAACACUUUUUAUGAAUCUCUUGCUUGUAUAUAAUGUGCACGAAUAAAGUAACAAAGAAUUCUU
Molecule: messenger RNA, 2371 nt
Organism: Amblyraja radiata (thorny skate)
Lineage: Eukaryota; Metazoa; Chordata; Chondrichthyes; Rajiformes; Rajidae
Gene: marveld2b
Product: MARVEL domain containing 2b
Exons: 7
Coding region: 142-1842 (566 amino acids)
Biological process (GO): bicellular tight junction assembly
Cellular component (GO): cytoplasmic vesicle; bicellular tight junction; apical plasma membrane
Source: RefSeq, a predicted model, not a curated record